Messenger RNA from Auxenochlorella protothecoides, 1416 nucleotides. Its product is annotated as DNA annealing helicase and endonuclease ZRANB3. Gene Ontology annotation, molecular function: ATP-dependent chromatin remodeler activity; ATP binding. The record is from RefSeq and is a predicted model, not a curated record. Bases 1 to 1416 code for a protein of 471 amino acids. The transcript has 10 exons. NCBI's taxonomy places the organism in Eukaryota, Viridiplantae, Chlorophyta, Trebouxiophyceae, Chlorellales, Chlorellaceae. Gene Ontology annotation, cellular component: nuclear replication fork. Gene Ontology annotation, biological process: DNA repair; replication fork processing.
AUGGCCGGCCUCGGCUUCAAGAUCAUCAUCGCAGAUGAGUCUCACACUCUCCGGACAGCCGGCCAAGAGCCUGAUGCAUACCACACAGAGGCCACCGUGUCUGUCGCGAAGCGUGCCCAGCGUGCCAUCUUUCUGACAGGAACCCCAUCCCUGUCUAAGCCGUAUGACCUCUUUCGACAGGUGGAUGCUCUCCGCCCGGGGAUGCUCGGGGACACAAGGCAGCAGUACGCUGGCCUCUACUGCGCCAGGCACAUCGUGCGUAGCAGGAUUCGCGGUGGCGAGGAAACCACGCAUGUGGACAACUCGGGCUUGCGGCGCGCGGAGGAGCUGCACCGCCUGCUGCGCUACGCCGUCAUGCUACGGAGGCUGAAGCGGGAGGUGCUAGCCCAGCUCCCUCCCAAGCGACGGCAGGUGGUGGGCACCACUGACCGCAACCGUGACGCGCAUGGCCUUGCGUCAGUGACCAGCGAGCGUGGUGGUGGGCCCAAGAUCCUGGUGUUCGUGCACCAUAAAGCCGUCAUGGCGGGCCUUGCGGACGCGAUGGAGGGGGCCGGCGGCGCCGAAAGUGUACCUUACAUUCGCAUCGAUGGCGACACUGAUGCUGAAGACAGGCGUCAAGCCGCAGCGCAAUUUCAGCGGAACCCACGCAUUCGAGUCGCCCUGCUGUCGCUGCUUGCGGCAGGGGUGGGCUUGGACUUCAGUGCUGCCAGUGCAGUGGCGUUUGCAGAGCUCCCAGACGAGGUGGGUAUCCUCUGGCAGGCCGAGGCUCGAGCGCAUCGCCAGGGCCUCUGCUGGCCCGUCAACAUCUACUUCCUGUGUGCGCAGGGCUCCAGCGACGAGCAGCGGUGGCAGCGCCUGCACCGCAGCCUUGCACGGCGUCUGAAGAUCUACUGUGCACAAACGGGGUGGUGCGAGGAAUGGCGUGAUGUCGCAACACCGGUGCAGUCCAGCUCUGCCCAAACCGUGGUGCUGCCCGGCAUCGGCCUUGUUGCGCUGCAGCCUUGGGUAACGCCGGGCAUCCUCAAGGCCGCGCUGGCAGGAGCCCAGGCGUUUGUGGCAGAAUGGAGGGAGCUGCGGGCGGUGCAUGCAGCACGGCUGGCCGAUGCCAUCCUGGGACUGCCCCUGUCAGAGGCUGUGGCGGGACUCGAGGCCAGUUUCCUGACGACGGGCAUGUACGGGCUGGGGACGUCGAGAUACCUGGAUGCGCAGAAGAGUGAAGCUCCCCCAGCUGGCUCAGAGUGGAGGACCGUGACCGUCGUUCACAGACAGUGGAAUGCGGAAGCCAAGUACAACCAAGCCUUCCUGGUCGCCACUGAUGAACGACUCUGCUUGAAUUGCAGCAGUGUCGUUGCUGAUGCCAAGGCGGUUCCUGCCGCCGCGACCCUAGACAACAACUAUCUGCUGUUCUGCAGGUAG